AAGAGGGUGUGCCGUUGCAAAGGUAAAGUUUCUAACCCCCCACCACUAUCCUGAUUUUGGCACAUGGAGAAAAUAGAUACCAUAAGGUCUCGCGUAAUAAUUGCCCGAACUCUUUUGUUAUGAAUACUCUGAAAAAUGGAGGGCAACAUGAGUGACUUUGGGAGUGAAGAUGAGGAUGCAGAAUUUGCCCUCUAUGCCCAAUUGUAUUUUGAGCCAAAUGAUAUAACCGUGGAUGACAUUCCUAAAAGAACCUUGUGUGAACUAAGUAAAUGUCCCCAAAUUGGUGUGACUGAGAAGCAAAAGAAAGACUUCUGCAAAGAUGAUGAUGAAAGAACUUAUGACCAGGUGGGUGAAGAUCUGGAUAAAAUUCCAAAUAAUGGAAGUCACCUGGAAAGUGUGACAGAUACUCUCAAAAGAAAAUUAAACACAGAAUGCAAUGGUAGUAAGUGCCAUCAAGUGAGUGAUGUUCAACACAAAAGUCAGAAUGGUCUUGAAACAAAGUCCAAAGACUUAAAAUUUGAAGGAAAACCUGUUGCUUCUGACCAGUUUAACACAUCCCAACAAUUAAUGAUCAGUAAAAGUGAUGGUCUUGUAGGGUUGUCAAAUUUACCCUUGAGGAGGAGAAAUUCAAGCAUCUGUAGUGUAGAUAGCAUAUCAGGGAAAGUCCCUCUUGAUAAUUUAUAUUGUAAUGUCUUUGAUUCUCUUGCUGAAAAGGAUGAACUUGAGGGAGAAUUAUCUCCAAGCAAAAUAGUGAAGGGUUUGAAGAAAAAGAAGGUGAUUACUGGAAAGAGGAAAAAGUCAUCGAGUUUGAGUGAUUCCAGCGAUGAAGAAGAUUCCAGAUGCAGAAUUUUGAAGGCACUAAAUAAUAAGAAAGGGAAGUUUGGGAAGGGUGGUAAAGGUCUAGAGAAGAUGAGUACCAAGAAGAAAGGUCUAGAUAAGAGGAGUGUCAAGAAGAGGAAGGCACUGGAAGUAGUGACCAUUGAUAGUGAUACAAGUGAAAACUGCAGAAAUCUGCCAGCAUGCCAAGAAGCAAGUCAGGUUGUUAACGGGCAUGAUGAAAUACAGGUGAUUGGAUCACAGGACAAAAAUGCUGUAUUCCCAGGCAUCCAGGAACUAGACAAAGAAAAGAGAUAUUCACAGCCUGCCAGAGUUGUAGUUAUUUCAACAGCAGAGGAUCAUUUACAUAACUCCAUAUCUGUUUCAAAAGCAGAUCAUUCAGUUAAUUCUGAAUUGGUUCUUGAAUCAUCCUCUUCAUCAUCAUCAUCUGACAGUGACUGUGUUAUGUAUAUGAAAGAAAGCCCAAAUCUUGUUAUGAACUUUGUUAAAGAAAGCAACCCCAAGUUGAAGCAGAAAGUUACUGGUAAAGAAAGGAACCCGAAGUUGAAGCAGAAAAUUACAGGUAAAGGAUGCAAUCCCAAGUUGAAGCAGAAAGUUACAGAUCAGAGCAGACAGUUGAGAACAUUUGAUUAUACCAAGAGAAGACCAGCAACCAAGAAGACCCCCUCUUGCACCAAAUUCACACCAGAAAUGGCAAGCUUUUAUGAUUCAGAUGAAUCAGAUUUUUUUGACAUAGAAGAAAUUCAUGACCAGCAGUCCGGUCUGAGUAGUGACUGGAAAAUUAUAUCAUCAGACUUGUAUGUCACACCUAAAAAACGGUAUUACAACCAAGAAUCCAAGUGCACACUCUGUAGGCAGUGGGGCCAUACUAUAUCAGAAUGCUCCAGAGUUCAAUAUUGCCAUAUUUGCUCUGGGACAGAUCAUGUCCGACGAGAACAGUGUCCCAGUAAUUGCUGUUUCAGGUGUGGUGGACGUUUUCAUGGCUUUUUGGCAUUGUUCUUACCAAUCAGCCCAAACGUUGUGAUGUGCAUUUAUGUGGGAACCAAAGAAAGAUGGCCACACUGA
Messenger RNA from Macrobrachium nipponense, 1902 nucleotides. RefSeq lists its product as uncharacterized. Bases 136 to 1902 code for a protein of 588 amino acids. The record is from RefSeq and is a predicted model, not a curated record. The transcript is spliced from 4 exons. NCBI's taxonomy places the organism in Eukaryota, Metazoa, Arthropoda, Malacostraca, Decapoda, Palaemonidae.